Messenger RNA from Neogale vison (American mink), 1131 nucleotides. It is a transcript of the gene INHBC, whose product is annotated as inhibin subunit beta C. Gene Ontology annotation, biological process: BMP signaling pathway; SMAD protein signal transduction. The transcript is spliced from 2 exons. Gene Ontology annotation, cellular component: extracellular region. Bases 70 to 1131 code for a protein of 353 amino acids. Lineage: Eukaryota; Metazoa; Chordata; Mammalia; Carnivora; Mustelidae. The record is from RefSeq and is a predicted model, not a curated record. Gene Ontology annotation, molecular function: hormone activity; growth factor activity; cytokine activity.
UUGAGAUCCUGAGCCCCAGUUUUACGGCUCUGUCUCAACCAUAUCACUAAAAGAGGGCCUCCCCCAGCCAUGAUCUCUCCAUUACUCCUGGCCUUCCUAUUCCUGGCUCCAGCUACAGUGGCCAUUACCAGAGCUUCUGACAGCCAGUGUCCGGCAUGUAAAGGACCUGCCGUGGACUUGGAUCACCAGCGGGAGCUGCUUCUUGACCUGGCCAAGAGACGCAUCUUGGACAAACUGCGCCUCAGCCAGCGCCCCACACUGAACCGGCCUGUGUCCAGAGCUGCUCUGAGGACUGCGCUGCAGCGCCUCCAUGGGCCCCCACAGAGGACGCUUCCAGAGGCUGAUGGGGAACAGGAAUAUGAGAUCAUCAGCUUUGCUGACACAGGCCUCUCCAACAUCAACCAGACUCGUCUUGAUUUCCACUUCUCCUCUGACAGAACUGCUAGUGGCGUGGAGAUCCAGCAGGCCAGCCUCAUGUUCUUUGUACAGAUCCCUCCCAAUACCACCUGGACUCUGAAGCUGAGGAUCCUUGUGGUAGGCUUACGUGACACCAACCUCACCUUGGCCACUCGGCACCAGCUGGAGGUGGAUGCCAGUGGCUGGCAGCGGCUCUUCCUGGGGCCUGAAGCUCAGGCUGCCUGUAGUCAAGGCCACUUGACCCUGGAGCUGGUGCCUGAAAGCCAGGGAGCCCAGAGCUCCAUCAUACUGGGUGAGGCUGCCCAUAGGCCUUUUGUGACAGCCAAGGUCAAAGUUGGGGGCAAGCACCGGCUUCACCGGCGAGGAAUCAACUGUCAGGGUGGGUCCAGGAUGUGUUGUCGGCAAGAGUUCUUUGUGGACUUCCGUGAGAUUGGCUGGCACGACUGGAUCAUUCAGCCCGAGGGCUAUGCAAUGAACUUCUGCACGGGGCAGUGCCCACUGCACGUGGCAGGCAUGCCCGGCAUUGCCGCCUCUUUCCACACCGCAGUGCUCAACCUCCUCAAGGCCAACACGGCAUCAGGGACUGCGGGAGGGGGCUCAUGCUGUGUGCCCACGGCCCGGCGCCCCCUCUCUCUGCUCUACUAUGACAGGGACAGCAACAUUGUCAAGACUGACAUACCUGACAUGGUGGUCGAGGCCUGUGGCUGUAGUUAG